GACAGUUACACCCGGAUGUUGAUAAGCUGACUGAACGAGAGCAGUGCGGCGGACGAAACCACCGAGGUGUGUUGAUGACGAACCUGACAACAAACUCUCUUGGUCGGGCGAGAUCAGGGUUCCUGCCGGCCUUGGUUCAAACAUGGCGCUGUCAUUCCUUUUGGUGCUGGCAGCAACAGUGAUACUAAUCAGACCGGAGACACGCGUAACCAAGGCUCUACAUCAUAACUCACUGGAGUGCUGCAGCGACAAACACAGGACAAACAGUUCAUGUUCCAAUGACACUCACUGUGAACCAGGAUGCUUCUUCCGUGUCCUGGAGAGCAGCAGCACCGUUUGCAUACAGUGUGACCCCGCAGCUGUCGACUCCGAGGAGGUUACCAACUGUACCUACAAUUACACGAUGGACAGGAAAAAUCAUACAACAGUCACAACUGUAAUGCCUAAAAUUGGAGGCCCGGGCGUGGCCGCCUCGCUUCUUCUUGGAACGCUGUUGAUCAGCCUGUUCCUGAUCCUGUCUGUCGCCUCCUUCUUCUACCUCAAACGCUCCCACCGACUCCCAAAUAUCUUCUACCGCCGCAACAAAGCCUUCAUAUUCCAGCCGAGCGAGACGGCUGUCAUGAUUCCCUCCUCGACAGCGAGGAAACAACGCUACGUGCGACGGGAGAGGCCCUCUGCGGCGCAGAAAGGCAACAUCGCACCCGCCACUCGGGUCCACAACGUGUAGGAGCAAAGGCGUGAAGGUUUUUGUUUUUUUUUUAAUUCUUGGAGGCCAAAUCGAUGUGAAACAAGGCGGGCACAAACUGUCGUGAUGUCAGCUGGUAUCCUUAUUUAAUGAAGCUCGUCACACUUGAACCUGACCUAUUUUGCAUUGAUGCUGCACUCACAGAUGGGCUCACGCAGAAGUAGCUAGCUUUGUGAGAGUGGAUUUUUUUUUUUUUACGUCUUAGCUACGAACCAAGAUGGCUUCUGUUGCAAUCAUCACUUGGUAGCCUUUUAAUCCGCACUCACGUUAGAGCGAUGUAUUCAUUGCUUUGAGGCUAACGUGCAUCGACCGUCGAGGCCAGUGACCUAGUUGGGUGAUGGUGACAGAGCAGCAUCAUCAUCAUCAUCAUCAUCAUCAGGGCCACCCACUGAAGUCUGUGCUGUACUUUUUUUUUUUUAUAUAUUUGUGAUUGUAUGAGUGUUUUUUUCUCUAUGUUGCUUGUCUCCCAUUAGCCAAAGUGAAUGUAUUUGCCAAGUACACACAGCCUAUAAUUAUUGGAAUUGAUUUACAGUAUUUAUUUUUAAUAAGGGGUCAAAUUAUUCAACUUUUCAAUCAAAGUAAAUAGAUUUUUAAAUGAAUUAAUGAAUGAAUAAUCACCAUUUGCAAAUCCUCACAUUCGAGAGGCUGAAAUCAGGAUAUUUCCAUUUUUACGCCAAAAACAAUUGAAUACCAAAAUAGUUGUCGAUUUAAUUAGAUAAUCGUUUAACCACAGAUUCCUUGAUUAAUUGUUGCAGCUCUACUGCUGAUUAAAUAAAUGUUUUUUUCCAAACAGUGCAUGCAAUAUGGAUAGUCAAAAUUGAACAGCCUCAUACGUCCUUCAUCACACACUUUGUCAGUCUCUCUGUCUCUUUUGUUGUUGCUCUCUGAAUCAGCAUUCGAAUCUGAAAUCGAGCAUUAGCAGCCUUUUAAAACCUGUUACUGAUGGCGGACGGUUGGUUGUCCAAGCACUCCAAACAGAAGCUGUAGUAAUUCCACACUUGAUCAAACUUACUUAAGAUUUUUCUGAUUAAAACACGAAAACUUCAAAACAGGAUAUUAGCGUUUUAGCCAUAAAUUAGUUGCAUCACUGUACAGGCCGCAGGAUUCAAAGCGUGAGGAUAAAGUCGCGUUUUAUUCAUCGGAAAUCAUGGUAAUUAGCAUAUACACCGGCAGUGUAUAUUUUCAUUAUUGAUGAAUAAUUAUUAAUAUUCUAGUAUUAUUCAGAUUUGAUGUCAUUUGCAGCAAAGAGAUACACGUUCAACAAAUAGAAACGCACUUUAAUUUAUAAAUAAUUGUGGGCUUAACUGUAUAUACGUUUCCAGUAUGCUGCAGUAGAAGUAUAGUAAACACUUCAACUUAAAGACGAGAGAUUGGUGCACUUUAUUAGGAAAUGUCAUACCAGCUUUUUUUUUUUUUUUUUUUUUACUGAGACGCCUAAAGUAAAAAAAAUGUUGAAUCUCUGGCAAAAUCUCAAAUCUUGACUUCCUUUGCCAAAUGCUGUUGAGAGAAUCGAACUUAAUGACGGAAUGUGCCAUGAUUGGGUGUUCCAGUGGCCUUUUUACGGAAUGUACCACUUCUUAAAACAAGGCUGCUAUCUCAUAUUUGAUAUAUUUUGACAGCACUUGAGAUUGUCGUGACAAGCACACGAAGUGGAGCAAAAACGAAGUGAUCACAUGACUCAUUUUUUCCCAUGUUGCCUAGUGUGUAUUGUAAGCGGAAUACACGUUUUCUACAGAUGAUAUUGUUUUGUAACGUGACCGUGAGAUGAAUGUUUGCGGAAAUAAAGCACCUUCCUGGAAG
This is a messenger RNA of Doryrhamphus excisus (bluestripe pipefish), 2545 nucleotides long. RefSeq names its product linkage group 11 C1orf159 homolog (gene lg11h1orf159). The record is from RefSeq and is a predicted model, not a curated record. Lineage: Eukaryota; Metazoa; Chordata; Actinopteri; Syngnathiformes; Syngnathidae.